AUGAAUAAUGUUAUUGACACUUUUGCAAGAAUACUGAAUGAUGAUCCAGAUCAAAGUGUCAAGAGUAACUUGAAGUUCUAUUUCUCUACAAUCCUUUUCAAUAUGCUCUGCCAGAAUGAACCGUAUGGUGGAUCACAGGAUAGUCAAGCAACCGAAAGCAAACGCUUAGAAAAUUUUAUUUUAAGUGUACGCCAUGAGUAUGAAACUGCUGGUGUGAAGUCUUUGAAGGGAUUCCAUCUGUUGUUCUUUCCAGUCUGGUCUGGUGAUCAUUUUUAUCUCAUUGUAAUCAACCAAAAGGCGAAGAAGGUGGAGAUCAUUGACAAUCUCUCCUUACCUGAAGGAAUUACAUAUGAUGAUAAAUAUAAAACAUUUGCAGAAAGAACUUUUGAAGCAUGGACAAUAUUUUCUGAACAAGAAGGACAUCCUUUGCGGAAGGCACAGAUUUCAGCAUAUGAAAUUGUGUUGCUUGAAAUGCCAUGGAAGAACAGAACAAACAAGACUGAUUGUGGGGUAUAUGCAAUGAGGCAUAUGGAGACCUACAAAGGCAACCAGACUUGGAAUUGUGGCUUCAAAAACACAGAUGAAGAUAAAGACUUUAUUUGCAGGCUGAGAAUGCGGUACGGUACUGAAAUCUUAUUAUCCGUUCUGAACAAAAGGCAUGAGCUAAUGUAUCUGGCAUUGAAGAGAGCUAAUCAAGUUGAAUAGUUGGUUGUUUUCAUGAAGGCAGAAUAAUAUUUACCUUUUAUUAGAAGUAUGCUUUAAAAAACAAUGGUAUAUUUUGUAGAUAUGGUUAUUGCUGGAGUUAUGGGUUGUUCUUUUAAACAUGUGUGGUGUUCUUUUGGAAACAAUUAGAUGUUCUAGUAGUUGCAGAUAAGUAGUUUGGAUAUUUUAAACAAGUAUUUCAAUUAAAGGUUCAAGUUCUUUUCAAUCCCAGACCAUGUUCUUCUAUAUCAUGGGAUAUGUUCUUUCCUUUCCAAAAUUCUUUUUAUUCUCUUUUAGUAAGUUCUUUUCACAUUUAAGAAUAUACUCCUUUAUGCAAUAAUUUUGCAAUCCUAAUUGCACAAAAAUAAAAACAAAAAUAAGAAUAUAUACAACUAAAAAUUCUCAUUUCAAAAUAUUGAAUGA
Molecule: messenger RNA, 1125 nt
Organism: Spinacia oleracea (spinach)
Lineage: Eukaryota; Viridiplantae; Streptophyta; Magnoliopsida; Caryophyllales; Amaranthaceae
Exons: 5
Coding region: 1-705 (234 amino acids)
Biological process (GO): proteolysis
Molecular function (GO): cysteine-type peptidase activity
Source: RefSeq, a predicted model, not a curated record